This is a messenger RNA of Aspergillus versicolor CBS 583.65, 1563 nucleotides long. Its product is annotated as Zn(II)2Cys6 transcription factor. The record is from RefSeq and is a predicted model, not a curated record. Gene Ontology annotation, biological process: regulation of DNA-templated transcription. Gene Ontology annotation, molecular function: zinc ion binding; DNA-binding transcription factor activity, RNA polymerase II-specific. Bases 1 to 1563 code for a protein of 520 amino acids. NCBI's taxonomy places the organism in Eukaryota, Fungi, Ascomycota, Eurotiomycetes, Eurotiales, Aspergillaceae. The transcript has 2 exons.
AUGGCAACAAGUAGACGUCUAACCCAGCCCCGGUCGCGGAACGGCUGUACCACUUGCAAAAUCCGGCAUGUCAAAUGCGACGAGAAAAAGCCGGCGUGUACGCAAUGUCAAAAAUCCGGCCGCAAGUGUGAUGGCUACGAAAACGCAUCCCAGGCACAACUGCGCCAGCGGAUCCAGGAGCGACACCGGCCGAUCGAAAGAGACACAUUCAGAGCUGACCAGCGACUCGUCUUGCGCCAGGAAACACGUACUGAGCGGCGGUAUGUCGACUUCUUCUAUACCAAGACCUCGCAUGUUUUCUCGGGACUGUAUGAGUCCAAGCUGUGGUCCUAUCUCAUUCCGCAGUUUGGGGAGCACGAACCCAGUGUGAGACAUGCUAUGACUGCCAUCGGGGCAAUCCACUCGCGGCUACAGAUCACAGAUGCUGCUUCAAAGUCCGAGGAUACGGGCCCAACCGAGCGGUUUGUGCUCGAAGAGUAUAACAAGUCUAUCCAGGGUUUGGUCAAGUCACUUUCGGCUGCAAAGGGGGAGAGUGUUGACCUGACGUUGACUUCUUGUUGCCUCUUUGUGUGUUUGGAAAUUCUUCGGUUUAAUCGCAGAGCAGCCCUGGACCAUAUUGAAGCCGGCCUUCGAAUAAUCUACAAACAUGAGCAAACCUCAGCGGGUGCUUGGACCAGCGAACUCUACCAGCAACUACGCGACCUAUUCAUCCGACUAAACCUCCAGGCUUCAUUCAUGGGCGGUACACUAGUCCCUCUGAAGCUGUACUCAUCGGAAACAGUCCAGUCAGGCCUCGCCUUUAACGAUAUGAUCGAGGCAAGAAACCAGCUCGACCAAGCUAUUACAAGGGGCCUCCUCUUCAUCCGCUCCGUCGGCAUCAUGCGCGAGGCACGCGAGCCAGCCUUCCAACUUGAGCUCGAAAUAGAGCAGGAGAAAGUCCACCGAGAACUCCUCGCCUGGCGACGGUCCCACGACAAACUGCUCCAUAAGCUCGGCCCCAAAAUCCAGCAAUCCGAGCUCUGCGCUUCCCUCCUCCAACGCAUCUACUACUCCACCGCAUUGAUAUGGUCUCUCGUCGUCCUCGACCGCAGCGAAGACUCCUACGACAGCUUCACGGCCGAGUUCGAAACUGUCGUCUCCCAUAUCGAGCAAUUGCUCCAGAUCAACCCGUCCUUCGCUAACAGCAAAACUCAUACUGGUGCAAGUCAGCCCUCAUUCUCACUUGAAAAUGGGAUCAUCGCCCCAGCAUACUUUGCCGCCUGUCGAUGUCGGCACCCAUCCGUCCGCCGCAGAGCACAGAAAAUCCUUUUCAAUUACUCCAACAGAGAAGGUAUGUGGAAUGCCCGAUUAUACGCGGCAAUCGCAAAGCUCGUCACGGAAAUCGAAGAAAGCCAAUGCGCGGUACCACCAACGAGCGAAAGUGAUAUCGGACCAACCGCACGCGUUUACGAGGAGGUCCAAAUGAGGGAAGAAAAGGAUAAUCCCAUGCAUGUUAUGGUUUAUACCAAGCCUGACGGGGUCGAUGGGCUGUGGGAGAUGACCAAUUUCAUGGUUGAGUGGUAA